AGCUCCCCACUUCCCUCCUUGGCUCGUGCUGCCUUUUAAGCAAACGGACACAGUAGGCCAUCCCAGUCGGCCAAAGGACGGGACACGGUGAGGAGUUGCUGUGUUGCUCAUUCUACCCCCAUAUCCUGUCGUCACCCCCCAUGUCCUUGUAGUUUAGUUGCCUUUGUAUUAGUUCGUUUACACAGUUCUCCAGCUUCAGUCAUGUAUCGGUGUUUCGGGGAGCUGCUGAGCCGCUCUGCGGGCAGUGCCCUGGCCUCGGGGUGCGUUGACUCCGCUCUCCCGGUGUCCUCGUCCCUGAUGCGGGUCCGUCGUUACGCCGACGCGGCAGACAAGCCCGACGACCCCAACUUCUUCCGGAUGGUCGAGGGAUUCUUCGACCGCGGAGCCAGCAUCGUCGAAGACAAGCUGGUGGAGGACCUGAGGACCAAGGAGACCCCCGAGCAGAAGAAGAAACGUGUUGCGGGUAUCCUGCGCAUCAUCAAGCCAUGCAACCACGUCCUGAGCGUGAAUUUCCCCAUCAAGAGGGAUAACGGAGAGUGGGAGGUGAUUGAGGGGUACCGCGCCCAGCACAGCCAGAACAGGACUCCCUGCAAAGGGGGUAUCCGUUACAGUAUGGAUGUGUCUGUGGAUGAGGUCAAGCCUGCCUCUCUGAUGACCUACAAGUGCGCCGUGUUGGUAAAUGUGCCAUUUGGGGGAGCCAAAGCUGGAGUCAAGAUCAACACCAAGAAUUACUCUGUAAGCCGUCUAAUAAGAUUUACCAGGAGAUUCACUAUCGAGCUGGCCAAGAAGGGGUUCAUGGGACCUGGCAUCGAUGUCCCUGCCCCCGACAUGAGCACAGGAGAGAGGGAAAUGUCCUGGAUCGCCGACACAUACGCCAACACCAUUGCACACACUGACAUCAACGCCCACGCCUGCGUGACAGGAAAGCCCAUCAGCCAGGGAGGAAUCCACGGUCGUAUCUCCGCCACUGGUCGUGGAGUUUUCCACGGCAUUGAGAACUUCAUGAACGAGGCGUCCUACAUGAGCAUGGUAGGCCUGACACCAGGCGUCCAGGAUAAGACCUUCGUCAUCCAGGGCUUUGGUAAUGUGGGUCUUCACUCCAUGAGGUACCUGCACAGGUUUGGGGCCAAGUGUGUGGGCAUCGGUGAGAUUGAUGGAGCCAUCUACAACGCUGACGGCAUCGACCCCAAAGCGCUGGAGGAAUACAAACUGCAAAAUGGCACCAUUGUGGGCUUCCCAGGAGCCAAACCCUAUGAAGGGAGCAUUUUGGAAGCCGACUGCGACAUCCUGAUCCCUGCCGCCGGAGAAAAGCAGCUCACACGUAACAAUGCCCGAAGGAUCAAGGCCAAGAUAAUUGCUGAAGGUGCCAAUGGUCCCACCACCCCAGAUGCUGACAAGAUCUUCCUGGAGAACAACGUCAUGGUUAUUCCUGACAUGUACCUGAAUGCUGGCGGUGUGACAGUGUCUUACUUCGAGUGGCUGAAGAAUCUCAACCAUGUCAGCUAUGGAAGACUGACCUUCAAAUAUGAGAGGGACUCCAACUACCACCUGCUCAUGUCUGUGCAGGAAAGUUUGGAGAGGAAGUUUGGCAAGCAGGGGGGGCCCAUCCCUGUCGUACCUACUGCUGACUUCCAGGCCAGAGUUGCUGGUGCCUCUGAGAAGGAUAUUGUUCACUCUGGGUUGGCCUACACCAUGGAGAGAUCUGCCCGGCAAAUCAUGCGUACAGCAAGCAAGCACAACCUGGGCCUGGACAUCAGGACGGCCGCCUACGUCAACGCCAUCGAGAAGGUCUUCAAAGUCUACAACGAGGCAGGGCUUACCUUCACAUAAAUGGCCAAUUCCGACCCUCAAUUCCUCUCCCUGCCCUUACCCUCCUGAUAUUGAUCGCCCUCUCCUGCCUUCUUCCACCCUCUAAACAGCCUUCAGAACAUAUCAUUGUUUACUGCUGCUUUUUGGCUCUUCUACACACACGCGGACACACACACCACGAGACACUGGCUAGCCUGCUAUAUACCUUGUGAUCUUUGUGCUGCCAUUAUACUGUAUCUGCAUCUCUGUUCAAACAUUGCCCUGUUCUGUUUUUUUGCCUGAGUUUAUAUUAAGAAAAAACAGAGAGAGAGAAAGUGAAAUGCUGAUCCUCCCUCUGCCCCCAUAUAUAAACGAUGAUAUUGUUGUAUGGCAGCCAUGUUCAGAGCGCCCAUUUUGUGAUGGCUGAGUGUAGGUGUGACCCUCAGGUGACAGCACUACAGAUGCCUUAUUUCAGAGAGUUCGGCCCCUUAAAGUUAAUUUCAAUUAUAAGGGAUAUACAUUUAACUUAAUAUGAAUAAAAUAAUAAUUGUAUUACUCUAGGUUUGUUGUCUCACUCUUCAGGUGUAAAGAUUAGUAGUCAAGUUGCCAAGAUUAAGAUUCCCAACAAGAUUUUUUGUUAUUUCAUAGUUGGUGUUUUUACUGUUCGAGAUUUGACAGAUGCUCAUCUCCCCUUUUUUCCUGUUCUCUCGUUGCUUUGUCUCGUAUUAAAAGCCGCUUCUUCCCGACUCCUCCACUAGCCUGGACAGGGGAGCAGGGAGGGCGAGGUGUUGCUGUGAGCGCCCACCCCCUGGUUGAAUUCUCCUCAGUUUUAGCUGUCCAGGUCCUUGACAAUGAAAUUAUUUUGGAGGAAAUGACUUUAUAUUUUUGUUUUAUUCAUUUUUUUGGAAACCAAUAAAAUGUUCAGACAAAGA
Messenger RNA from Gymnodraco acuticeps, 2720 nucleotides. It is a transcript of the gene glud1b, whose product is annotated as glutamate dehydrogenase 1b. Gene Ontology annotation, molecular function: L-glutamate dehydrogenase (NAD+) activity. Gene Ontology annotation, cellular component: mitochondrion. NCBI's taxonomy places the organism in Eukaryota, Metazoa, Chordata, Actinopteri, Perciformes, Bathydraconidae. Gene Ontology annotation, biological process: L-glutamate catabolic process. The record is from RefSeq and is a predicted model, not a curated record.